UAUGAUUGGUUACGUUCCGACAUGAUUUGGUUGUGUCAAAUGUGUAUUUAAUAAUUAAAAGAACUUUUCAAAGUAAUUUUUAUACUUGAACAAGUUUACUUUUAAGUUGAACAAAUUUUCCUUUUACUGCAUUUAUUCACUGUUAAUUAUGUCAGAUAUGCAAAUGGAUUGUGCGUUAGAUUUGAUGCGUCGUCUUCCCCCUCAGCAAAUUGAGAAAAACUUGAGUGAUUUGAUUGACCUAGUACCUAGCCUUUGUGAAGAUCUUCUGUCCUCUGUUGACCAACCUCUGAAAAUUGCCAGAGAUAAAGAAUCAGGCAAGGACUAUCUGUUGUGUGAUUACAAUAGAGAUGGAGACUCAUACAGAUCUCCUUGGAGCAAUACUUAUGACCCUCCUCUGGAAGAUGGAUCAAUGCCUUCGGAGAGACUGAGAAAGUUGGAAAUAGAUGCCAAUCAUGCAUUUGAUCAGUAUAGAGAAAUGUAUUUUGAGGGUGGUGUAUCUUCAGUAUAUUUGUGGGACUUAGAUCACGGAUUUGCAGGUGUCAUAUUAAUAAAGAAAGCGGGGGAUGGUUCUAAGAAGAUUAAGGGUUGCUGGGAUUCAAUACACGUGGUUGAAGUUCAAGAAAAGUCUCGUAGUGCACGUUACAAGCUGACAUCUACGGCGAUGUUGUGGCUGCAGACGAACAAGACUGGCUCCGGCACCAUGAACCUGGGAGGGAGUCUGACAAGACAGGUUGAAUCAGAAGCAAACGUAUCAGAAGCAUCUCCUCACAUUGCAAAUAUAGGAAAAAUGGUAGAAGACAUGGAGAAUAAAAUUAGAAACACUUUAAAUGAAAUUUACUUUGGUAAAACAAAAGAUAUAGUGAAUGGUCUACGCAGUGUUCAGCCCUUGUCUGAUCAGAAGGUACAGGCAGCGUUGCGGCAAGACUUGGCAGCAGCGCUUCAGAAGCGCCAAGCUAAGGCGGAUAACUGAGAACUACUGCUCUACACGGACUGAAGAAGCAGAAUUGGAAUGAGAGACUCUCCAUUCCGAGGAUAUGUGCAAUCUUGUCUCUUCAUGAACUCAGCACAACAAUGUUAUUCGCACAUGUUCUGGACUAUAUAAUUAUCUGCAUUCAAUGAAGAAGUAAUGAGAGCUCUAAGCCAAGUUAAAUAUGUUAUUGUAUUUUUUAUUUAUUCUUAUCAUUUGUGUUAAAAAUGUAUUCUGUCCUCCUACAAGAAAAAAAAGUAUAUUGUGUAAUUUAACUAGAUUAUAAGAACUAUUAACAACCCUAGGUGCUCAGUAUUCAAGAUUGUUUAUUAGGGUUUGAACAAUUAUAACAAUUACUAUUGCUGUUGAGAUGAACCAUGUCAGAACAUACAACUGUGUUGAGCUUCUGACAGGCCCUGGUUUAUAAAUAUUUGCAAACUUAAUAUUGACCAAUAUGGGACUCUGGUGAACUCAAAAUUGACUUGUAGUGUGUUAUGCCUUACUAUCUAUAUAUUUUACUAUACAAUAUGAAUGUGUUAAAAUCAGUUUUUCUACCUGUAUUACCAAUUUGAGAGAUUUAAAUAACAAAGUACGAUUUUAAAUCAAUGAUGUGUGCAAUUGUUUGUUAUGUGUAGCCUUGCCCCCCAUAGAAUAUUGUUGUUUCUUUUCUUAGGAAGUCUUGUUUAAUUAACUCUUUGGCUCUCAUACUUGGUGGGGAAAAUUUAAGUCUAAUUUGGCUUCUAAAGUAAAUAAACAAGUGAAUCCAAAAGUUUUAAUUGGAUUCUAUACCAUGGGAAAUCUGGUGUUGGUCAUAUUGGUGGGCUGCUGGAAUCUAGUUUCCCUGCCCAAAUCCAUCCUUUCACUACACAAGGACGACCCGGACACGUUUACAUGGCUACAUGGGUUAGAACAGAUGUUGGGUCAUACAUAAAAUUCAUCCCCAAUACAUAAUAAUCGAGUGUACAUUACAUUGAGUAUAUAGUAAAUGGGUUGUAACAUAGUACAGUUUUUUAACAGUAGUCUAAUUAUUUUUUAAGUUUGUUUUUAAUCACUUCUUUGAGUCAGGGUCUACUCAAUGAAGCCAUAUUCUCUUAUUGUGUUCUCCCCUACAAUGGAUGAAUCAAAAUAUGUUAACUUAAUUGAAAGUACAACGAGAACUAAUUGGUCAAUAUAAAGACUUUGGGGAAAAGCCAUGGCAAGGCAUGUAGGAGUGAAAGUGGGUGCCUAGUUUUAUCUUUGUUUAGGAUACCGCUGCAAAACCAGGGCCUGGAUUCCUGAAAAAAUAAAUGGAGAUGUAAAAUUUCAGAGUAAAAAAAUAUAUACACAUAUAAAAAUAUUGUUCUAUAUUCAAAUUUAACUCGACAAAAGUACAUGUAUUUAAUUAAUUUUUAUUAAUAAAUUCAAAAAGUAAUAUAGAAGUUAACGUUGUUAUAUACUCUAUUGAUUUACACCAAUAAGCAAUGUUUCUGCUAAAUCCUGCUCAGACGAAAGAGACUAGUUGAUGAGGUUAGCAAGCGCUGCACUCUGUUAUUAGUCUUUUUUUAGAAAUCAGUUAUUAAUGACUACAAAAAUAUUAUCAAUAAAUUGUUUGAAAACCUCUGAGCUAUUUUAUAUCCACUUGGUCACUCCACCACAGCACCACAUGGGUGGUUUCUUGUUGUGGAGUUGCCGUCACAUACAGUUUAACAUGUUGACUGAGGAGAUGCCAGUAUGAGGUGCUCGUUCUCAGUACAGGCUAGACUGAGUUGUUUAAUGUGAACAAUUUUACUGUCUUCCACAAUCACACUUUAUUUUUUUAAAUUGAUUGAAAUGUUACAACUAUUGUAUUGAAGGAGGCGUGUAUAAUGUGUAAUUUGAAAUAAUUUGUGUGUGUAUAUCUUUUUUUGCUGGAACUCUCAUUAGUUUAAUUUUGAAUUUAAUAGUCUUGAGAAACUUUGAUCAUCAAAUGGUCUUAGUUGGUCCUUUGGUACAUUUUUCAAAAACUACUCGCUGUCCAUAAUAUAGACGUGUAAUUAUGUAAGUGUGCAUAUAAUUACACCUCCAUGUUAACAUGGUAGUAUGUUUUAUCUAAGUGUAUUAUAACACAGUUAAAAAGUAAUUUUCCAAAUUUCUCACUCAGAUUUGAUUAUCUUAUUCCUGGAGAAAAAGCUACUGACAUAGUUUGCUCUUGGGUAUUGUACUGUUUCUGUAAAACAUAGAAUUUAUCAACUAUUUCAAUCUAUAUUGUAAUAUUAUAAUGUAAAUUUUAGCAUAUUAUAUAUAUAUGAAUAUAUUUUAUAAAAAUGAUACAAUAUUAUUUUCUUAUCUUGUUGUGUUUGAUGGUAAUAGCUUUGCUUCAGCUUUUUGCCUUUGACUGUGUGCUAUUAUAAUUACGCAGUUUUCAUUUAUUGCAUUUGUACUAUUAAAUAAAUAUUGUUCGGUUCAUUAAUAUGUUUAAAGCAAUGUCUUUGAAGACGUAUUUGUUGGUAUGAUUUUGUAUUUAAUAUUGUUUCAUUAUUAUUUAAUUAUACAUAUUUCAAGUGAUAACAAUGUAAAUAUCUAACAAAGGCAAUGGCAUUAAAUUAUUAUAUGUUUAAUCCAUCUUAAAAUAGUUUCCCUAAUGAAAAGUAGUUCUUUACGUAAAUAUUAAUUAAAUCCUUUAUAUGGCUCAGAUUGUAUUUUAACAUGGCUCAUUAUUGUUUGAAAAAAUAUAAUUUUAAUCUUCAGCUAUCUCAAUUGUUUAACGUGCUUUAGACAUUCAUGAUUUAAUUUAUUUAGAUAUUUACCAAGUUUUGGGGAAAUUUUGAAAUGCUUACAAAGGAAAUGUAAGGAGCCAUGUUAAUUUUAAUAUACAUAUAUUGUUUGAA
Molecule: messenger RNA, 3813 nt
Organism: Homalodisca vitripennis (glassy-winged sharpshooter)
Lineage: Eukaryota; Metazoa; Arthropoda; Insecta; Hemiptera; Cicadellidae
Product: F-actin-capping protein subunit beta
Exons: 6
Coding region: 149-970 (273 amino acids)
Biological process (GO): regulation of lamellipodium assembly; cell morphogenesis; negative regulation of filopodium assembly
Cellular component (GO): F-actin capping protein complex; cytoplasm
Molecular function (GO): actin filament binding
Source: RefSeq, a predicted model, not a curated record